Molecule: messenger RNA, 1685 nt
Organism: Suricata suricatta (meerkat)
Lineage: Eukaryota; Metazoa; Chordata; Mammalia; Carnivora; Herpestidae
Gene: RAD51D
Product: RAD51 paralog D
Exons: 10
Coding region: 219-1202 (327 amino acids)
Biological process (GO): reciprocal meiotic recombination; DNA strand invasion; telomere maintenance
Cellular component (GO): Rad51B-Rad51C-Rad51D-XRCC2 complex; replication fork; centrosome
Molecular function (GO): ATP hydrolysis activity; ATP-dependent DNA damage sensor activity; ATP binding
Source: RefSeq, a predicted model, not a curated record
AGGUGGCGCUGCAGUCCAGGCCCUGGCGCCUGGAAGGCGGAAGCGCGGCGUGGCGCGAGCUGCUGGGCUGUGGUGCGUGGACCCCGCGGGGGCGCCCCCUCCGCGCCGUUACCCGCGAGCCGUCUGGAAAGAGGUGCCGCCAGGUGAAGGGAGAGGGCCCCGCAGAUGCCCGCGGGACGACCAGCCCCGAGCCCGGCGUGACCCGGACCUCAGGGAACAUGGGCGUGCUCAGGGCCGGGCUGUGCCCGGGCCUCACCCAGGACACCGUCCAGCUUCUGAGAAGCCGCGGGAUCAAGACAGUGGUGGACCUGGUUUCUGCAGACCUGGAGGACGUAGCCCAGAAGUGUGGCUUGUCUUACAAGGCCCUGGUUGCCCUCAGAAGGGUGCUGCUGGCUCAGUUCUCAGCUUUCCCCUUCAACGGCGCAGAUCUGUACGAGGAACUGAAGACUUCCACCGCCAUCCUGUCCACCGGCAUUGCAAGCCUGGACAAACUGCUUGAUGCUGGUCUCUACACUGGAGAAGUGACUGAAAUUGUAGGAGGCCCAGGUAGCGGCAAAACCCAGGUAUGUCUUUGUGUGGCUGCAAAUGUGGCCUAUGGCUUGCAGCAGAACGUUGUAUACAUUGAUUCCAGUGGAGGACUGACAGCCUCCCGCCUCCUCCAGCUGCUGCAGGCCAGAACCCCAGAUGAGGAGGAGCAGGCAGGAGCUCUCCAGAGGAUCCAGGUGGUUCGUGCGUUUGACAUCUUCCAGAUGUUUGACGUGCUGCAGGACCUCCGAGGCGCUGUGUCCCAGCCGGUGAGCAGUGCGUCGACUGUGAAGGUGGUGGUUGUGGACUCCGUCACUGCCGUGGUCUCCCCACUUCUGGGAGGUCAGCAGAGGGAAGGUUUGGCCUUGAUGAUGCAGCUCUCUCGAGAGCUGAAGACCCUGGCCCGGGAUGUUGGCGUGGCGGUGGUGGUGACCAACCACGUGACCCGAGACAGGGACAGUGGGAAGCUCAAACCUGCCCUUGGACGCUCCUGGAGCUUCGUACCCAGCACCCGGAUUUUCCUGGACAUUGAGGAAGGGGCGGGAACAUCGGGCGGUCGGCGCAUGGCGUAUCUGACCAAAUCUCCUCGUCUGCCCACAGGUUUCCAGGAGAUGGUAAACAUUGAGACCUGGGGGACUCCAGAACAGAGCCCAACGUCACAGCAAGAUCAAAUGUGACUGUGCUACUGAUUAGGAAAGGGAGGGCCAUCCUGGGCCCCCAGCUCUGUGCACAGUGACACCUAUUCACUGCCACCCAGUGCUUGGGAUUGAAGUCAGAGCUUUUGGACUGGACUGAAGAGACAUCUCUGUUUCCGCAGCUUCUCCUGUGGAAACAGAGCUACAGGCGAGAGAGGAUGCUGUGGUGGACGGACCCAGAAAUCCAUGCUGGUGCCAAGUUUCCUUCCUUAUUUCUAUCAUGUAUGUGUCCAGUGGGAGCCAAGUUCACCCAGCUUAGGGCAUCUCUGAAGAGGCAUGCUAGUGACUGACCUGGGCUCCAUCCUCACCCAGUGACUGAGCCAUAAAGCCUCAGUCUGUUUGUUUUUGUGUGUUUGCGGUUAUUUCAGCCUCUGUUUUUCCACCUGUAAGAUGGAGCUCCCCUAGCUUUGCCUCUGAGUUACUGGGUGGAAGUGACCUUAUAAAUGCAAAACCUUUCUUUAUCUA